AAUUCUAUCUGUUAUCUAUUAUUAAAAACAUCAUCCAUUCCGCACCUUUCCUUUUUCUCUCGAAAUUUCCCGAUAACACCAAAGCUCUGAACAACACAACAAUGGCGGCAUUUACAGUUUCUUCUCAAUCUCUCUACCUUCGAAACCCUAAAUCAUCUUCCUAUUCCAUGAAACCCCCCAAACCCCUCAAUUUCACUCGCACAUAUCUUCCCUCACUGAAAACUAGGGUUUCAUCUUCUACUUCAUCACCAACAAUUUCGCCUCCUCCAUCUCUCAAUUCGAGAAAUCCAUUCAAUUCCACCUCUACUCGCACAGUUACAUCCCUGAUUGCAACAUUCUACGCCGUUUCUAAACUCCUCUUCUCAAAAUUCGCUUCCCAAAUCGCUAUUUCUGCUCCAACCCUAAGUUCAGCUGGUCCUUUAUUCUUUGCUGCUGUAAGAGACCGAUCAACUGGGUAUUUAAACACUCCAUUAACUGUCGUCGCAGCUGGAAUGUGCAAAUGGCUUGAUAUUUAUAGUGGGGUUUUAAUGGUUAGGGUUUUACUUUCUUGGUUUCCUAAUAUUCCUUGGGAUAGACAACCUUUAUCUGCAAUUAGGGAUUUAUGUGAUCCUUACUUGAAUUUGUUUCGCAAUAUAAUUCCCCCAGUUUUUGACACUUUGGAUAUUAGCCCACUUUUUGCUUUCGCUGUUUUGGGUACUCUUGGUGCUAUCUUGAACAACAGUCGUCGCGGCGGGUUUUGAUAAAUUGUUGAAGAUGAUGAAGAAGGAAGCUUGAAAUUUUGAGUGAGUGAUUACUGAUUAUAUUUGUAUGGUAUUAUUGAUUUUGGUUUUCAGUUUCUUUGCAAUUUUAUAUAUUACAACAAAAACGCUUGAGCUUGAUGCAGUUUAGUGGUUUAGUUAUUUGUGUAGCUUUAAUUUAGGAGAAUAAAAAAUUAUGAGACUAUGCUAUUAUUAAUUUGUUUAGCUUUGAUGGAGUAUAUAUACAUAUUUGUUCUAGUUUUGUUA
This is a messenger RNA of Amaranthus tricolor (Joseph's coat), 1004 nucleotides long. RefSeq names its product ylmG homolog protein 1-2, chloroplastic-like. Gene Ontology annotation, cellular component: membrane. The transcript has a single exon. The coding region runs from base 102 to 740 and encodes 212 amino acids. Gene Ontology annotation, biological process: chloroplast fission. Lineage: Eukaryota; Viridiplantae; Streptophyta; Magnoliopsida; Caryophyllales; Amaranthaceae. The record is from RefSeq and is a predicted model, not a curated record.